Molecule: messenger RNA, 2330 nt
Organism: Drosophila rhopaloa
Lineage: Eukaryota; Metazoa; Arthropoda; Insecta; Diptera; Drosophilidae
Product: zinc finger protein 777
Exons: 2
Coding region: 290-2131 (613 amino acids)
Biological process (GO): regulation of transcription by RNA polymerase II
Cellular component (GO): nucleus
Molecular function (GO): zinc ion binding; RNA polymerase II transcription regulatory region sequence-specific DNA binding; DNA-binding transcription factor activity, RNA polymerase II-specific
Source: RefSeq, a predicted model, not a curated record
AACAGCUGUGUACCUAUACUUAUCCAAUAUGGCUGCAAGUAAAAAAAUGUAACGCUGUGAAAAAUUGCAACUCGAAGUGCAUUUUCCGCUCGAAAACCCAAAUAGAAAAGUGCCAGGAAUGUGAAUAAGUGCAGAGGAAGUCGAAAACUUCCGGACAAACAAGUGCGCGCUAAGAAAUUCGCAGGAAAAAGUGAAAAACCGAAAAGUCGCCGGUGCCCCGCCAAAAAAAGAAGACACCCCCGCCCCCUGAAAACAUUUCUUGAGAGAAAUAAGCAAAAAUAAAGCUACAAUGGAAGCCGACAUAACGCCCUUGGCGGAAACGAAUGGGGAGCAGCGCGAAAAUCCCCGCGAAAGUGCUGGAAAUCCCGAGCAACAGCCACAGGAGCUGGCCAAAUCCUUGGAUUCCGCCGAAGAUGGCGUCUCAGGAGCCGUGGGUCAGAUUAUAGACUACCUGGAGGAGGAUGGCGGCGCAACUGCGGAUCAGGAUCAGGAUGCGGAAAUGGGCGAGGCGGAGUACUUGGAAGGUGAGAUGCCCCAGGAGGACGAAAGCGACGGAUUAGAUGGUUCGCAGGGCGAGAAGACUAAACCAGCCGGUCACGAACCAACCAAUAAGGAGGAUUUACCCGACACUGCAGCUGAAAAAGAAGAUUUAAAGGAGAAGUCUGGAGAGGAAGAAGAAAAAGAUACUGAGCAAGAGAAGGAAGCAACGCCCUCGGGUGGAGAAGCUGGCGAAGGCAGCCCAGACAAGAUGGAAGUAGAUACACCAGCCGAAAAGGAUGGGGAGGAAGCUGACCCAGACGAUGAAAAAGAACCUGCUGGGCCAGACGAUGAAUCGGCCAUUGACGAAGGUGAAGAACCCAUCGAAGAAGAUGAAGACCCCAACGAAGAAGGUGAAGAGCCCACCGAAGAAGGAGAGGAAAUUGACCAAGAAUUCGAGACCGCCACCGAUGCCGAGGGCGAACUAAUCACCGGCGAUGAACCCGGCGAGCUGGGAGAUGUAGCUCCCGUUCGGGAGCGCAAGAAAGAGGAGCCCGUCGACGAGAACCAAUGUCGCGUCUGCACCAGCAAGGAGGAGCUAGUCGACCUGUUCAAGAAGCAAAUCGAUGCCACGCCCGCGGACAUGCUGCUGGUCAUCUGUCCUAGUGUCUCGAUUUUGCCCAAGGACUUUAUGCCGCAGUUCAUAUGCACCAAGUGCAUGGGCAGCCUCACCAUAGCCAUACAGCUGAGGAAGCAGCUAGAGACCACGGACCAAGACCUGCGCAAGCGCCUGUCUAGGAGCAAGAACAAGGUGCGAAGGCCCCGCGGCUAUGUGGUCAUCGAUGCACCCGUCACCGAUUCCAGCGAGGAUGAGGAUGAACUCGACGAUGAGUUCAAGGUAUCCGAUGUGGGCGGCACCACGAGUGCAGAUAGCGACUCCGCGGACUCCGAUGUUAGUGAGAAGAAGAAGGAGAAAAAGAAGCCCGGUCGUCCUGGACGUCCGCGUAAGAAGCCGCUAAAGAGGAGUCCGGAGAGCGAUGAAGAGCCAUCCAGCGCCCAGAAGAAGAAGUACCAGCCAUCGCCGGGGGCUGCCGUGGGUCCAUUCGAGUGCCCCAAGUGCGACUUGACCUUUUCGCGCAAACAGUCCUACGUGCUGCACCGCAAGACGCACGAGAGGAUAGAGCAUGCGUGCCCCAUCUGCGGCAAGAAGUUCAAGGUGGAGUGGGCCUACAAGACGCACAUGCAGCGGCACGAACAGGAGCGCGCCCACUUCCGCUGCGAGCUGUGCCCCAAGAUCUUCCGUCUGCGGGCCGAGUUGAAGCACCACAUGGCCCAGCGGCACGACGAGCAUGGAUUUAUUUACGAGUGCAAGCGUUGCCAGCGCACCUUCCUCACGCAGCAGCGUUUGCAGCGCCACCAGGCCGCCGGCUGCCAGCGGCACAAGGAGGAGCCGGCUCGCAUGAAGGAGGACCAGCCACGCAUCAAGCAGGAGCCGCGCAUUAAGGAGGAGCGCAUCAGCCAUGUACACGUCCAAUCGCACGGCCAGGGAAACAACAGCAACAUGGGAAAACGUCGACCCGGCGAAGGUCGGGAUCUUUUCAAGGCCGUGGCCCCACCAACCACCACCUACUGGAGCGACAGCUUCUCGGACUAGAAUCAUGGUGCGGUUGCGGACUUCUGUUUUAAUCAACGAUUUUAAGUUUCCCCUAGCUGUAGAAUGAAAUCAGUGCAAAUAAAUCACAUUUGUAAUAAAUACAAAAUAAAAUAAGUGAAAGUUGCAACUAUUUGUAAACUUCUCCAACUGAAUAAGUAAGCAAACAAUAAAAUAAAAGGUUCGAUUUAUGGCAAAUUGA